AUGGAUAAACUGGGACAUGCCGGUGACACCAAAGAUCGAUGCUCAGGAUUGAGCGAUGUCACUUGCUCUCCACCGAAGUCUACAACCGUCUCAAAUCAUUCCCACUCAUGCGAGCUUGAAAUUGGUGUAACACAUAUCAACCGCUUGGGCGUCAAAGACUGCCCCAAACAGAUGCCCGAUAUGAUGUUCGAUUCUCCAAUGAAUGCCCGCCUCAUCGGCGACGAAUGA
Molecule: messenger RNA, 228 nt
Organism: Penicillium mononematosum
Lineage: Eukaryota; Fungi; Ascomycota; Eurotiomycetes; Eurotiales; Aspergillaceae
Exons: 2
Coding region: 1-228 (75 amino acids)
Source: RefSeq, a predicted model, not a curated record